Messenger RNA from Lactuca virosa, 1390 nucleotides. The record is from the annotation of a GenBank genome assembly. Lineage: Eukaryota; Viridiplantae; Streptophyta; Magnoliopsida; Asterales; Asteraceae.
AUGGAUGAGGUACGACCAAUAAAAAGAAAAAGACGUCAACGCGGUAUUGUUGCAUUCAAGAAAAAUUAUCGUCCUGAAGAGUAUAAUGUUAAGUUCAAUGAGAAUAAUAUCCCAAAUGGUGGCAUGUCAACCCAAUUUAUGUCUUGGUUUGGCAUGAAUGUUCAACAAAGGUUUCCAAUAGAUGAAGAUCCGGGUAAAGUUAAAGAUAAAUAUUUUAACGAUUUAUGGUUGGAAGCCAAGGCAAAAAGUGCAAAAGCUAAAGGAAAUAGUGCUAAAAAGAAAUCCCAAAACCGCGUAGGACGAGGAACGAGAAGAGACUUUUGGGGCCCGAGCACGGGGGGAUCACAGACAGUAUCCAAUAUCAUUGGGCCUACUAAGGUUAUGACAACAUGUCAUUUGCUAUUAAAAGUUGCUGAUACUGAGUUGAAAGUAGCUUAUGGUAUGGCAUGGCCAACCUCAGAAACGGUUAUACAUUCAAAACCAGUAAAUGAAGGUUGUGUUAAAGUUCAGGUUGAUGAGAUCAUAGAAAUAUAUGAGAACUUGCUUGUGCAUGUCGUAACACGAACGGAUGAAGUUGAAUUUGUUAAACAUCUGCUUCAUACCAUCGUUCAAUGGCCGAGAUAUGCAUUAAAGUUUGAGGAAAACCACUUUCCUUAUCAUCAUCAAAUGGAUGCUAAUGAACCUUUUCAAGGUGGUUUAGGUGGUUUAGUUGAUAUGUUUUGGAAAAAGAAGAUGUUUGUUUUGCCUGAUAAACUUAAAGAUAUGGUCUUAGAAAUGAUAUCACAUUUGAUUGAAAUGGUGAUUGAUAGUCGGAAAAGAACUCAUUGUGAUGAUGCACGCCGAUCCCUAAUCAAAUGGGUAAAGAAAUCAUCAAAAGAAGAAAUUCGAGAUAAGAUUAUUGAUUCUGAUCUAAGGAAACAAAUGGAACUUCCUUCUUUUGACAAGUUCGUAAAAUUGGCAUUACAAUGUGUGGAAAGAGAGCCGAAACGUCGCCCGUCAAUGGAUUUCGUUGUGAGAACGCUUGAAUCUGCACUCAAAUGUCAAGAAAAAAGAAGAUUGUCGAAGAUCAAAAGAGCUUCAGGUGUCCUGUUGGGCAUUGUUGUUGCCACUGUGCUCCUUUAGUCUAGGGGUCAUGCUAGCGUUUUUGUUUUAGACUUUUAGUAAUAUUAUCAUCGGUUUAACAAUCCUGUUUUGGCAUUAAUUAGCUCUUUCAACCAUGUAAAAUGCGGUUUGAUCGAUCAGGCCUCACACUGACGUUUUGGGGGCAUUUUAGGCUUCAUAUGCAAUUUAUAAAAUUUAGGUCUUUAUAUAUACUGGUGUAAUUAAAAAGGAGCCAAAAAACCCGAGUCUUGUAUUCGCAUCACAAUCGUUCCAGCCUUUGUUCUAACAC